CUUUAUUCACCUGUCACUCCAGCGCAACGUCAACGAGCAAGCAUGCUAUCUCGCUUUAUCGGCUUGCGAAGACUCUUUUCAUCGCACAGCAAAAACGUGCGAGUGGCGGCAGACAAACGCACCAACAUAGUCUUUGGAGCUAACACAGAUGUUGGUAAAACUCUCGUUUCCGCUGGUCUCGUCCGGGCUGCGCUCCGACGCAACACUGUUCAUUACGUCAAGCCUCUCCAAUGUGGCGGCAAUGAUCAGGAAUUUGUAAGGAGGCACGCCUUAUUGCAGCCUCGGCCUUCCAAUGCGCUAUCCGCAGAGAUUUUGUUCCAGUGGGAUACUCCGACCUCGCCUCAUAUCGCUUCACGAAUGGAAAACAAGCCCCAGAGUGACAAGCAUGUAAUGGAGGCCGUCAACAAAGUUUUGGUAGAAACAACGAACCGUUCAGGUCCUGUCACGACAAUUAUUGAAACGGCUGGUGGUGUACUCAGUCCUUCUGCCUCGUCGCCCAACAACACGUCAGCUCGACACGCGACUUCGGAGACUGGCUGGGGAUGGAUACCCCAAGCAGACCUAUAUCAACCAUUACUGGGACAAACCCCGGUAGUCCUCGUCGGUGACGGCAGACUGGGUGGUAUCAGUGCGACACUGUCCAGUUUGGAAUCGUUGCUGAUUCGGGGUUACGAUGUGACGGCCCUUGUUUUGUUGGAAACGGACUACGACAACGUUUCGGCCAUGCGCGAAUAUGUUUCACGGGGUCAUAAGCUUCGAGCUGGCAAUGGAGAGACGCUCUUCUCCAAUCCGAACGAUUCUGUGAUGUCGCUACCUGCUAUUCCGUCGGAUCCACAAGUGCCUUUGGAUGAAUGGUAUGGCUCCGAUGCCGUCAAGGAACGGUUCGAACGUCUGGACGAUUUUUUGCAACAAAGUUGGGAAGGUCAGCUCUUGGACUUGCAAAGUUUGCGGUGUACCGGCCGACAAGUUUUGUGGUGGCCAUUUACACAGCAUAGUCAGGUUCAAAGAGACAAUCAAGUUGCGCUUGUGGACAGUGCUUCUCAGAACGACUUGAAUGUGCUCGUUGACGGCACAGACGGAAUAUGUCUAGAGCGUGUAUCAAUGAAAGAUAUGUCAGGAAGUGAAGGGACUCUCGGUAUUGGACACGGGGAUUCUUCGCUCGCUUUGGCUAGCGCUGGUGCAGCUGGACGAUACGGUUAUGUUGCCUUCCCUCAGACAGUGCAUGCACCCGCCGUCGCUUUGGGCCAAACACUUGUAGGUCCCCGCGGUCCAGGACAAGGGUGGGCGAAGCGUGUUUUCUUUACGGAGGACGCAGCAUCUGGAAUGGAAGCGGCCCUCAAGAUGGGCAUGAAAACCUAUAUCAAGCGAAUGCGUGAAGAAGAGAAUGAAUCAAUCGAAUGGGUUAUUUGCGGACAAGAGAAUAGUUACCAUGGUGAUACACUGGGAGUUAUGAAUGCUACUGAACCCAGCUUUUUCAAUGACGGACAGCAUCCCUGGUAUGAAUGCAAAGGAUUAUUCCUGUCUGUUCCAACGUUAGGUUUUCGAAACGGAGUGCUUUCCAUUUCGUUCCCGGAGGGAUCUGAACUUGAGGGCACACAAACAACGUUUGAAUCCAUCGAUCACGUUUUGGAUAUCGAUGCACGGAUGAUUUCCAGAAAACUUCAUUCGCAGUACAGGGAACUGAUUGAGAUGCAAUGGCUUGUUUACGAGCAUAGUAGUGUCAAUAAGAAAAUAUCAUCUGUUGUGAUUGAGCCGGUGCUUUCGGCUGUCGCGGGAAUGAGUUUUGUCGAUCCACUUUGGCAGAAAGCUCUAAUUGCCGUUGCUGAGUCACGCAAUGUUCCUGUUAUCUUUGAUGAGACUACAUCGGGACUUCAACGACUUGGAGUGAUGAGCGGUCGCGACAUUUUACGGGAAGAUCCCGACAUCGGAGUGUACUCGAAACUUCUCACCGGUGGAAUCCUUCCACUAUGUGCAACAUUAACCACCGAAGAAAUAUUCGAGACAUUUUUGGGAGAAGACGAAACGAUGGCGAUGCUCCACGGUAGUUCUCACUGUGCUCAUGCAAGUGGCUGUACAAGCGCACUGCAUGCUCUACACGCGUAUGACCUACUAUCAGAGCACUCCAGAAAAGCAAAAGUCAGCCCCAGGAUGCUUUUCGACGCUGAUUUGGUAAGAGCUAUGUCGGAACUACCUAUCGUUGAGCAGACCUUUUCGCUAGGUACCGUUCUUUCUAUUACGCUCGAUGUCGACGACGACGAGAGCGGAGACAAUGAGUGCUCGCUCAUCAAUGUGGCGAUACGUCUUCUUCGUAAAGAAUGCGUUUUUGCACGUUCGCUCGGCAAUGUUAUGUAUAUUUUGGUCUCGCCACCGGAUAAUCCGGAGGAUUGCUUGCAUCUUUCGAAGAAAGUUUACGACACUCUCUCAAAACUAUCUGGAGCUCGAUCGAUGUCAUCCAUGAAGCAAUAA
This is a messenger RNA of Phaeodactylum tricornutum CCAP 1055/1, 2466 nucleotides long. RefSeq lists its product with no specific name. Lineage: Eukaryota; Bacillariophyta; Bacillariophyceae; Surirellales; Neidiaceae. Gene Ontology annotation, biological process: biotin biosynthetic process. The coding region runs from base 43 to 2466 and encodes 807 amino acids. Gene Ontology annotation, cellular component: mitochondrion. The record is from RefSeq and is a predicted model, not a curated record. Gene Ontology annotation, molecular function: ATP binding; magnesium ion binding; dethiobiotin synthase activity. The transcript has a single exon.